This is a messenger RNA of Pundamilia nyererei, 3309 nucleotides long. RefSeq names its product zinc finger protein 697. Lineage: Eukaryota; Metazoa; Chordata; Actinopteri; Cichliformes; Cichlidae. The transcript has 7 exons. The record is from RefSeq and is a predicted model, not a curated record. Bases 164 to 2500 code for a protein of 778 amino acids. Gene Ontology annotation, biological process: regulation of transcription by RNA polymerase II. Gene Ontology annotation, molecular function: DNA-binding transcription factor activity; RNA polymerase II cis-regulatory region sequence-specific DNA binding.
GAAAGCCGCUGCUAAGCGGUCGCCAUUAUUCUUCCUGGCUUGACGCUCAAGCUAAAGACGGUUUAUUACUUUAAAAACGUUACAUUUCGAUUUAAACUGUUACAGUCUGUCUGGUGCUGUCGGUUGACCGUCUCUUGAAGUGGUGACGCAUCCUGAGCACAGUAUGGAAAAACGCUCUCAUACUACAAGUGCCCUUCCCUUGGCCUCCCUUCGCCUUAUGGCAUCUCCUCUGCAGCUGACAUAUUCGUACAUCUGGCAGGUCGUACGGCAGAAAAACGUUAAGCAGUAUGGGAAAGUGGAGGAGUUUGUGACCAUGGUGGUACAGACUGUUCCUGACCUCAUGAGUUUCAAACAGACUGCCCAGCUGAUCUUGGGGCUGAGAGCAAGGAUCAUUUUGGAUUUGCUUCGUAAAGACGGUCCACCGGAUUCUAAGGCGAUACAGACUCUUAUAAAUAAAUUAAAGGUCUCCACAUUAUCAGGGAAGGAUGCAGAAGUGGAGAAAUCGCAAACAAAUUUCAUGGUACUGGUCCAGAAUCUGCUUAAAAACCCUACUGAGAGGAAGCGCUUCUUCAGGGAAGUGUUCCCUGUUCAGUAUGGCACAAAGUUUGACACAGCACUGCAGACUCUGAUUGCAGGCUUAGUGUGCAAGCUGGAGCAACUUCUUCCUAUGCCCAAUUUGUCCCAGCUUGGUGCCAUGAUUUCAACGGAGCCCAGUGUUCUGGAGGCAUGUGGAGGCUUUAUCCCUGAUCCAGUGGAUCUGAAGACACUCCUUCUACACCAGCAGGCCAAAGGACUCCUUGGUGUUAAAGCCACUAUCUCGUCUUCAGUGGGCGACUGUGUCCUCUCUUCACUUGCCUUCCGGCCCAAACCUGUUGAUCCACCACCAGAAUCUCCAAAAACAGUAGAGGUCACAGCUAAAGAAACAAACCAAACUUCCGUCAGUGACACCGAAGACGUGGCUGUAAUUUCAGAUGACCCUGACAGCCCAGCAGUCAACAUUUACAGUCCUCCGCGCAGGGGGCGGUAUGAUUUUAAAACACUUUAUAGCUCUGCAUCAAAGGAAAGGAGUGUCACAACAGCAGCUCAAAAGGAGAAUUUGGUGCAGAAAGAGAGUUCUGCACAAGAACAGCCUGCUCCAACUCCGCAGAGCAAAGAGAAUAAUGCACCCCAACCGCCACCAUCAGAAGCAGAGAAACCAGCACCACAGCCACUGCCUUUGAAAUCAAUCCCUUUCAGGGUAGUUACGGUGCCGUGCAAAACUGCUCCCACUUUACCAAAUGCAGAUGGUGCGGGAACAAAAGAUGGCCAGAAGCCCCAGACUCAGCGUGUCACUUUGCAUCAGUGGGUGUCACAGAUAGCCUCCAACUCUCUGUCACUCCCUGCCCUGCCACCUCUUCCUCCACCCAGGCUGAGUGCUGGAGAUGACGCAAGGCCAAGCAUAAGAAGAAAAAAGCAAUUUAGGCCUCUGGGCGACAGGUUUACUUGCAGUGUGUGUGAUAAGAGCUUCCCCUAUCAGUCCAAGCUGAUGGACCACGAACGAAUUCAUACAGGAGAGAAGCCUUUCCACUGCUCAGCAUGCAACAAAAGUUUCCGAACACAGGCUUUCCUAAACAACCACCUCAAGACCCACAACGCAUCUCGUCCUUACGCUUGUGGGCAGUGCGGGAAGUGUUUCACAAAACUCCAGAGCCUGACGAAGCACAUUCUCGCCCACAGUGGGCAAAAGCCAUUUUUUUGUAACAUCUGCAACAAGGGUUUCACGCAGUCCACCUACUUCAAAAGACACAUGGAGUGCCACACAAGCCAGAUGACGUUUCCUUGCAAGCACUGCAAUAAAGUUUUUCCUACGGCUUUCAAGCUGUCGAACCACGAGCGCUGGCACACCAGAGAUCGCCCUCACAUGUGUGAGCGCUGCGGGAAGAGAUUCCUCGUCCCCAGCCUGCUGAAGAGACACAUGGGCUACCACAUUGGCGACCGCCAGUAUCUCUGUUCCCAGUGUGGAAAGACCUUUGUCUAUUUGUCUGACCUGAAGAGACACCAGCAGGACCAUGUCCCCAAAGCAAAGAUCCCAUGUCCUGUCUGCCAAAAGAAAUUCUCCAGCAAGUACUGCUUGAGGGUUCACCUGAGGAUCCACACCAGAGAAAGACCCUACCGGUGCACUAUAUGUGAAAAGACCUUCACUCAGGUUGGCAAUCUAAAGGUCCACAUCAGGCUGCACACCAAUGAGCGGCCCUUCAGCUGCGAUGUGUGCGGGAAGACUUACAAGCUGGCAUCCCACCUGAACGUCCACAAAAGGACACAUACGUGCAAGAAGCCCUGGACGUGCGACACAUGCGGGAAGGGAUUCUCUGUCCCCGGACUUCUGAAGAAACACGAACAGCUGCACACGAGAGAAGCCAACCCUGAUUUCUCCGGUAAGCGGAGGCACAGGGGUAAGCAAAAGAAGCUCUCCCACAAGAGGAAGUUUGAUGAGGAAGAGGAGGUCAGCGAUGAUUAUUAACUGAAGAAACGCUGACAUUUCAAUAAAAGUGUUUUAAUGUUGAGGCACUGAGUCAUUAAAGUGAUGUUAGGAAUCAUUGACUCUACAGACCAGAGUUAUAGCGUGCUAUAAUCAGUGCCUGACUAGCUGGAGCAUCUUAAUGAAGAAUCCACUGUUUAUGUUCUUAAAAUAAGGCAAUGUGACAAAUUAACUUUAGGUGAUGAAGUUAGCCAAAAUGUCGCAUUAUCUGGAAAUUAAGGUAGCCAAGAGCAUUUCUGAUUGUGAAUUAAAAUGUUGUUAAUCAUUUUAUGUAGAAAAAAAAAGUCAUGUUCAUUGAUAAAAAUGUUUUCCCAGCAUCAUGCUAUUGAAGAGGCUAUCUAAAUAUAGCAAACACUUAAGAGAUGAGUAUCAUAUAAACAAAAGUAUUUCAGCGCAUGUGACUGUAGAUAAACUGCUGUGUAAUAAAAUGCUGUAGUGUUGCCACGAAACAUUUUAACUUGUCCUAUUCUUGUGGAAAUUUUAGUAAUUAAAACUACUUCCACCACAUGCUUUUUUUAAAAAAAUGAAACAUGAACUGUAAGCCUUUCAAAUAGUUUUAGUGAUAUAAUUCAUGUAUUUGUGAUUUAAAACUGAUAGUUGUUUUGUGUGUGUGUGUUCACGUAAUAUCAAGAAACAGACGACCUUUAUUUCAUCUGUGCACAACCAUUUAACCUUAUGCAAAUAUGUGAUGAGGUUGUUCUGUGAAUUCCAUUUUUGUUUAUGUAACCCCCAAAGAAAUAUACUUACUCUCAGUAUUUUUUGUGAUGUUUUUCAGUAAAAUAAAUAUUUGU